CUGGGCUCGCCGCUCCGAGAGAGGAGGCAGAAAAGUUGCUGACUGAGUCUUGGGAGGGCGCGAGGAGGGACAGAGAGAAAGAAAGAAAGAAAGAGUGAAAAGGCAGGCGGUGUGCGUAAAGUAGGCACCAGAAGAGCCCUGGAGCGAUGUCUGGGGAGUGAGGGAAGCAGGGCCUUGGAGGAGGAGGAGGAGGAGGGGGGCCCAUAGACUGGAGAGCUGCUCCCCAGCACAACCCUGAGGCGCCCCAGCUGAGUAAAGGAGGAGGCGAGCGAGCCCCACCAUCUCUCCUCCACUUCCUCCUCCUGCAUCCCCUUCCUCUCUCCCUCUCUCUCUGAGGCGCCCCCAAAACUAAGGCCCAGGGGUGAGUGUGGCGGGGUCCCCAUUGCCCUGCCCCCCCUCGGCCGCCAUGCCCCGGAGGAGGAGGAGGGGGCUCCUGCUGGUGCUGCUGCCGCCCUCCUCGGCCGCUGCCUACCUCUGCCUCUUCUCCUCCUUUCUGCACAGCGUCCCAGGUCUCAAUAUUUGUACAAGUGGCAGUGCUACCUCCUGUGAAGAAUGCUUGUUGGUUCAUCCCAAGUGUGCUUGGUGCUUUAAAGAGGAGUUUGGGAACAAAAAAUCCAUCACUUCAAGAUGUGACUUCAUUGAGAAUCUAAUUGUCAAUGGUUGUGCGGGGCAUAUUGAGAGUACAAAAAGCAGCAUUAAUACAGUAAAGAACCUUCCUUUGAGCAGUAAGGGCUCCAGUGGAGCUAAUUCAGAUGUUACCCAGAUAAUGCCUCAAAAGAUCUUUUUGAAUCUGCGGCCUGGUGAUCCAGCCUCUUUCCACGUCCAGGUUCGACAGGUGGAAGAUUACCCUGUAGAUUUAUAUUAUUUGAUGGACCUUUCCCUCUCCAUGAAGGAUGAUUUGGAUACCAUUCGGAACCUGGGAACCACCCUGGCGGAAGAGAUGGGAAAGCUCACCAGCAAUUUCCGCCUUGGCUUUGGCUCUUUCGUGGACAAGAACAUUUCUCCCUUUUCUUACACAGCACCCAGAUACCAGAACAACCCCUGCACAGGUUACAAGCUAUUUCCAAGCUGUGUUCCAUCCUUUGGAUUUCGACAUCUUUUGUCCCUCACAGAUAAAGUAGACAGGUUCAAUGAGGAAGUUCAGAAACAGAAGGUUUCUCGCAACAGGGACGCCCCAGAAGGUGGCCUUGAUGCCAUUUUGCAGGCUGCUGUAUGUGAGAAGGAGAUUGGAUGGCGGAAGGAGGCCUCUCACUUGUUGGUCUUCACAACAGAUGAUGUCCCACACUUUGCACUGGAUGGGAGGCUGGGUGGAUUGGUGCAGCCCCAUGAUGGGCAGUGUCACCUAAAUGAAGCCAAUGAAUACACUGCAUCUAAUCAGCUGGAUUAUCCUUCCCUUGCACUUCUUGGAGAGAAACUAGCAGAGAACAAUAUCCACCUAAUUUUUGCAGUGACAAAAAAUCACUAUCUUCUUUACAAGAAUCUUACAGCUCUUAUCCCUGGAACAACAAUAGAGAUUUUGUAUCCAGACUCCAGAAAUAUUAUCCAGCUCAUAGUCAAAGCCUACAAUAGCAUUCGAUCUAAAGUAGAAUUGACUGUCUGGGAUAAUCCUGAGGACAUCAACCUAGGUUUCACAGCCACGUGUCAAGAUGGCUUGUCCUACCCUGGAGUCAGGAAGUGUGGAGAUCUUCAGAUAGGAGAUACAGUUUCCUUUGAGAUAUCAGUAGAAGCCCGGAGUUGCCCUGCUGAGAAUACCUCUCAUACAUUUACUAUCAAGCCAGACUGGUUCCGGGACACUUUAGAAGUGACUGUCACAUACAACUGCACCUGUGGAUGUACCAAACAAACUGAGUACAACAGCAGCAAGUGUAGUGGAAAUGGCACACAUGUGUGUGGCUUAUGUGAAUGUGAUCCGGGCCACGUGGGCGCCAAGUGUGAGUGCGAGGAGGGGGAGAGUGGGAGCAUGUACCAGAAUAUGUGCCGUGAGGCUGAAGGGAAGCGUAUCUGCAAUGGCCGGGGGGAAUGCUCUUGCAACCACUGUGUCUGCUAUGAAAGUGAAUUUGGGAAGAUCUACGGCUUGUUCUGUGAGUGUGAUGACUUCUCCUGUCCAAGAUACAAGGGCAUUCUCUGCUCAGGUCAUGGAGAAUGCCACUGUGGCGAAUGCAAGUGCCACCGUGGUUUUGUCGGGGACAACUGUAACUGCUCAACAGAAACAGACAGAUGUCUUUCCAAUGAUGGCCAAAUGUGCAGUGGCAGAGGCAAUUGCAUCUGUGGGAAAUGUCAGUGCACAGAACCUGGUGCCUUUGGGGAGACUUGUGAGAAAUGUCCCACCUGCCCCGGCGUCUGCAGCACAAAAAGGGAUUGCAUUGAGUGUGUGCUGUUUAACUCAGGAAGACUGGCCGACAACCAAACCUGUCAAAAACACUGCAGGGAUGAGAUCAUUACACGGGUGGAUGUUCUCAAAACUGAUGAUCCACACUCAGUGCUGUGUGCCUACCCAGUGAAGGACUGUGUAAUGAAGUUCACAUAUUCAGAACUUAUCAAUGGAAAAACCAAUAUCACUGUUCUCAAGGAACCAGAAUGUAGUAUAGCCCCUGAUGCCAUGAUAAUCUUACUAGCUGUGGUAGGCAGCAUCGUGCUCCUGGGCAUUAUCCUAUUGGCGAUUUGGAAACUGCUGGUCACUAUUCAUGACAGGCGGGAAUUUGCCAGAUUCCAAAAUGAGCGUUCCCGAGCAAGAUAUGAAAUGGCUUCAAAUCCUCUUUACCGCAAGCCGAUUUCUACACACAGCUUAGAUUUCACAUUCAACAAGCUUAACAGGACCUACAAUGGAACAGUUGACUGAUCAGAAUAUGGAGUACUUGGCAAUUGCUUUGCUUCCUCAGCGCUUCCUCCAAUGGACGGGCAGAAUGCUGUGCUGGGGGACAAUAUCUUAAAGGGAGACUUGGCCAUCAGGCAUGGGCUUCUGUUUGCACAUAAAGGACAAAGAGCCAGUGCCCCAUCUGCUCUUCAUAUCUCUAACCCAAAGCCGCCCUGAUAUAUUCAAAAUCCAUUCUCACUGACCUGGUUUCCUUUUGUUGCCUUGGAAGUGCCAGAAGACUGAACAGUGUGCCAUAUAGCAGUGUCAACCAUCUGUCAGUAUGACAAGGUACGCAGGUCCAGUUGAUAGAGACACUGUAUUGCUGACAGUGUUUAGGGGAAAACUAGCAUUGGACAAGGUGGUACAAGCAAUUCUUUUUAAAACAGCCUGGUGUUACAGUUUUUAGAAUAAUUUUUUAUUAAAAAAAUAAAAAAUAAAGCAACUGCAUAUAUA
This is a messenger RNA of Sceloporus undulatus (fence lizard), 3307 nucleotides long. RefSeq names its product integrin subunit beta 5 (gene ITGB5). Gene Ontology annotation, molecular function: integrin binding. The transcript has 15 exons. Gene Ontology annotation, biological process: cell-matrix adhesion; integrin-mediated signaling pathway; cell adhesion mediated by integrin. NCBI's taxonomy places the organism in Eukaryota, Metazoa, Chordata, Lepidosauria, Squamata, Phrynosomatidae. The record is from RefSeq and is a predicted model, not a curated record. Gene Ontology annotation, cellular component: cell surface; focal adhesion; integrin complex. Bases 407 to 2839 code for a protein of 810 amino acids.